This is a messenger RNA of Microplitis demolitor, 1897 nucleotides long. RefSeq names its product frizzled-1. Gene Ontology annotation, biological process: non-canonical Wnt signaling pathway; canonical Wnt signaling pathway. Lineage: Eukaryota; Metazoa; Arthropoda; Insecta; Hymenoptera; Braconidae. The record is from RefSeq and is a predicted model, not a curated record. Gene Ontology annotation, molecular function: Wnt-protein binding; Wnt receptor activity. Gene Ontology annotation, cellular component: plasma membrane. The coding region runs from base 201 to 713 and encodes 170 amino acids. The transcript is spliced from 2 exons.
CUGUGGGUCAGAUCUAGCAGAGCACUGCAAUAAAGUAAAAAUAAAAAAAUUCAUCUAGUUAGGUUAGUUUUUUUUAAUUUUAGUUAUUAUUUGAAACAUUUUUUUUCGGGAAAGUAAAGAAACAUCACCGAUAUCAGACUUUCAAGAAAUAUUAAUUUGAAAGUAAAGCAAAUUUCAGCAAUAAAUUAAAAAGAAAAAUAAUGACAACGAGAAACGGGAUGCUGCGUCUAGUUAUCGGAAUUAGUGUAAUUCUUGGUUGCAUUAUAACUGAAGGAGAAACAGUAACAAUAGAAGUACAAGAAAAAUUAGAACAUCUUAAUAGAUGUGAACCAAUAAAUAUCAAUUUAUGCUUGGAUUUGUCUUACAAUGAAACAGUAAUGCCAAAUUUAUUUAAUCAUCAAAACCAGGAAGAUGCUGGUCAGGAUAUGCAUAUGUAUGCACCGCUGAUAAAAUUACGCUGUAGUCCUGACAUACGUGCUUUCUUGUGUUCGAUGUAUGUACCAGUUUGUACUGGUUUUAAAAAAGCAAUACCACCUUGUCGUUCUGUUUGCAAACGUGCUAAAGCGGGGUGCAAUCAGUUCUUUAGAAACUUUGGAUUCCGUUGGCCAUCAGAUUUGAAGUGCUCGAAGUUUCCAGCUUAUAAUGAUCCUGAUAAAUUGUGUAUUGAGUUCACACCGAAUUUAGGAUUUCGUAUAAAUAAAUCGCAGCCAUGAUUUAAUUAAUGAUAUCUUCAACAAGGUGGCAUUAUCACUUUUGAACAUCAAGAAUUUUGAACAUCAGCAACAACUAAUUUUAAAUAAAACACUAUAAAUUGUAAAUAAUAAUUUAAUGCUAUUAUCACUUCUGUACAAAAGACGUUCAGCAGUCAAAAUGGCAGCAAAUUUCUUAUUAUACAAGCAUUAACUAAAUGUUAAAAGUUAUUAUAGUUUUAGGAAUUCUACCUAAACUAAAAGAUGUAACAAACUUUAAUCAAUGUAGUUUUGUAACUAAUUCAAUAAUUUAAGAAGAUUAUUGUUUUUUUUAACAAUUAACAUGUUAAAUUUUACAAUAAAUAAUAAAAUGAGAUUAUACUAUAAACCUUGCGGCUUUUACAGUUUUUUAUUAAACAUUCCGUACAGAUAAAGUUUUUUUUUCUAAUAACGGAAAUUUCUAUAUCCAUUACAUCAGAACUUAUAGACCAAUUUCGCUCACUUUUUAGCUCGAUCAAAAUAUGUAAGCAUUAAACGUGUAAAGGUAUAUAGCAAUCUAUUGAAAAUUGGUGCUAUAAUCAAUGUUAAAAAAUGCGUAAAAUAGUACACGUCCCAAUCUGCGUGUUUUCCACCCUCGCCUUCGGCUCGGACAGGCAAUUCCACACGAGGGUUGGGAUAUCUUACUUGGCUGCGUAACAAAAUAUCCGAAGACAAAAUAAUAAGUGCGACAAAAUAUCCGCGGACAAAACAUUCUCACGACAAAAUAACCGGAAAAGUAAGAAUCAGUUGACAAAACAAUCGUGACAAAAUAUCUGUGACAAAACUUGUGCUCUUUUUCACGACUUUGUCUGUGUGUAAUUAAAAGAAUAUACUCAUGCAUAAAAAAGGGUGAAAAAUUACACUAAAAUCCUGAAAAACCCCGCAAAUGAUAACUAAAAUUAACUUAAUUUUUUCUCAGCAAAUUAAAUCCGAAGAGAAGUAAAUCAUUUUUUAUUUUCUUAAACAACCAAAAAUAUUUAAAAAACCAUAAAAUUAAAGAAGUUUCGAGAUUUUUUUUUCUACUAAUUUUUUUACAGUAUACCAAGUCAAUAGAGAUAGAAAUACCUCGUUAAAAAUAUUUUUGAAACCAUGAUUAAUAUAGAAAAAUCAUUUUUUUGAUUUAUUAAAUUUUUAAACAGCCAUAACUAAUAACAAAAAUUGUUUUUUUU